AUGUCACUUUCCAAAACUUUAAGAUAUAGGCUUUAUAAGUAUCUUAUCGGAACUAUUGAAGGUCAAUGGGUUAAAGGAAUUAUUGACUUUGUUAACUUCGGGAAUGGGAAAGGAGUAAAUGAAGUGGGAGAGUUAAAGACUCGACAAUCUUUUUCCACGCCCUCAGAGGCUCAACAAUCGAAAGACAAUUUUCAGAUCAGCUUUUACAAGGUGAUCUUCGACUUUCUUGUAAAUCAAGAAGUACCGUUCCCGGUGGAUUACUUCUUCGCCCACUUCUCCUUAAAGCGUACUCAACUCCUACCGCAAAACAUCAUAGAUGAACUUGAAGGCCUUGGACACGUAGCAGUGACCAUUGAAGAUUUGGUGCUUAUUUAUAAAGCGAUGUUCCGCCCCAUGGAUAAAGUCUCCUUUAAUCUGAUAAUGAAGUACAAGUUGCAGGUACCGACCCCAAACAAGCCUAUAUUUAUAGGUAUCAGAUAUCCUAUAUUUGAUCUAGAGGGUACAUUAAGACAAUAUAACAGUGGUCAUGGAGAUGUGGAAUUGUGA
Messenger RNA from Arabis nemorensis, 546 nucleotides. NCBI's taxonomy places the organism in Eukaryota, Viridiplantae, Streptophyta, Magnoliopsida, Brassicales, Brassicaceae. The record is from the annotation of a GenBank genome assembly.